UUCCUCUCGAAUAACAACCUAUAGACUCAAUUUUUGCGAAAAUAUUUAGGAAAUUUUUAUUUUUAACUUUAAUUUUUUAAAUUUGUUUCAUUUUUUGUAAAGAGUAAUUUUCUUUUACAAUUUAAAAUAAGAUUUGCAAAGUUUUAAAUUUCUUAUUUUCCCGCUCGCAGAGAAUAAAAGAAAAUUUAAGAAAUGACUGAUUUAUUGCUGAUGCUGAUAACAAUAUUAGUGUCCGGUUCAAGGACCUCUGAUGGAUGGCCUUUCCCUCAAGCUAGUGUCCUUGACAAUGGCCUUGAAAAUACGGACGGUAUAGUCUCCUAUUUGACACGAUUGGGGGAAAAUUUAUUUGGCGAGCCGAGUCCAGAGAGCGGUAAUCGUGUCGCCAAAUGGAAUGCGGAAAUGAAUGUAAAUCCCGAAGAACUUGGAGAAUACAUUGAGGGCGAUAUUCUAUUUCCCAGUGCAAUGGGACGCAAUGGUCUCAAACCAACUUCGGCCCGUUGGCCAAAUGGAGUCAUACCCUACAUGAUCAGUCCCUAUUUCAAUAAGGAGCAGCGUGCUUUGAUUCAAGAGGCAAUGGAUGAUUAUCAAAAAGACACUUGUAUUCAAUUUAAACCAUAUACUGGCGAGGAGAGUGAUUAUAUUCGAAUAACAGCUGGUAAUACUGGUUGUUGGAGUAGUGUGGGAAAAAUUGGUGGGCGUCAGGAUAUGAAUCUACAGGUACCAGGUUGUGUCACGAAGAAAGGAACAGUAAUACAUGAAUUAAUGCACGUCAUCGGAUUUUUGCAUGAACAUAGUAGAUACGAGAGAGACGAUUUUGUCAGCGUACAAUGGCGUAAUAUUCAAACUGGACAUGAAAAAAAUUUCGAAAAAGCUUCGAGGAAGACAACAGAUGCCUUUGGAGUUCAUUAUGAUUAUGGCAGUGUCAUGCACUAUUCAUCUGGUGCAUUUUCAAAAAAUGGACAACCAACUCUUAUUCCAAGGGGAACAGACACCAAAGAAAUAGGACAACGAGUUGGAUUUAGUAAAAAAGAUAUUCAAAAAAUUCGCCGAAUGUACAAGUGUGCAAUAAGCAAGAGGAGUUUCAGUUUGAGUGAUUUUUUUUUCUUUUGACAUUUAAAGAACAAUUUUAAUAUUAAGUUUAAUAGAAUAUUCAUUUAAUUAUUUAAUGCCAAAGAAUGAAAAAUCGUUUGUAAACUAAUUAUGUUAAUCGCUGAACAUAACAAUAUUGUUUAAAGUCAAGGAAUUUCUCAUUUUUUUAUCUUUAAUAAACACUUAACGAAAUUCUUUCAAAAAAUAAUAAUAGUACGCGUCUUAUGCAAAAUUUUA
This is a messenger RNA of Leptopilina heterotoma, 1326 nucleotides long. RefSeq names its product zinc metalloproteinase nas-13-like. The transcript has 5 exons. Gene Ontology annotation, molecular function: metalloendopeptidase activity; zinc ion binding. Bases 193 to 1110 code for a protein of 305 amino acids. Gene Ontology annotation, biological process: proteolysis. Lineage: Eukaryota; Metazoa; Arthropoda; Insecta; Hymenoptera; Figitidae. The record is from RefSeq and is a predicted model, not a curated record.